Molecule: messenger RNA, 4279 nt
Organism: Zophobas morio
Lineage: Eukaryota; Metazoa; Arthropoda; Insecta; Coleoptera; Tenebrionidae
Exons: 24
Coding region: 183-4223 (1346 amino acids)
Biological process (GO): proteolysis
Molecular function (GO): serine-type endopeptidase activity
Source: RefSeq, a predicted model, not a curated record
UUUAAAUUACUGCGGCCAACCAUACGUAAACAAGAGUAGAAACCCAUAACAUCUUUUUAAAGAAGUACUCAUAUCAGCGGGUACGACCUCUUAAUCGAAUGGGUUAUCAUUGAAAAAUUAAAUUCUUACAAUGAGAAAGUUUUGUUUUCGCAUAGUAAUGCAGUGAAAACGCCACACUGAAAAUGUACAGUGUGAAUGUGAUAACAGUUCUUAGUUUGUGCAUUAUUGUAAAAAACUGUGAUAGUAGUGAAUACGUAAACAACUCGUAUGUGAGACAACCUCGCCAAAUUAACUAUGGGUGCCAUUUACCUCCGCAUCCAUCUCAUGGUAAGUGGAACGUCUACGAAGCCACCUCACAAUUCCGCCCCGGACAAGUAGUACCCAAAAAAACAAUAAUCCAAGUAAGUUGCAACGACGACUACAAAUUAGAUGGCGACGGAACCAUUAUCUGCCUUGAUGGAAAAUGGUCAAGCGACAUUGGACAAUGCUUACGAACUUGCUCCUCAAGAUACAGUUCUCCAAUUAUGACCGUAACCUGUACCUACAACGGCAGGACACUUGACGUUUGCGAAAAACCUCUUGACGGUACUCUCGCAAAAUUUCGUUGCGCUGAUUAUUAUGAAGACAAGGGUUUGGAAAGAUAUCCUACUCACGUGUGCUAUAACGGAGAAUGGAACCAUUUACUGCCGGAAUGUCUUCCAAUUUGUGGUCAAAAAUCCAUUCAACACGAUCCAACGCUAAUUGUAAGCGGUAAGAACGUCACAAAAGGGGAGUACCCGUGGCAGGUGGCUCUCUACAAUGUAACCGAUAAAGAACUAUUGUGUGGUGGAUCACUGUUAAAUCAAAGAGUCAUCCUAACAGCGGCCCACUGCAUAACGGACACAGACGGAAACCUUUUUUCGAAAGAAACAUACAUGGUAGCUGUUGGAAAAUAUUUUCGUAAAUAUGACCAUUCGGGAGAUUAUCACGAAGCACAGUUUUCAGCCAUAUACGACAUGUACGUACCCACGCAAUACCGAGGUGACAUUCAAAAUUACUUUGGCGACAUUGCCAUUUUGGUUACGAAAAAAACAUUCUCGCUUUCGUCACGUGUGCAGCCUGUGUGUGUCGACUGGGGAGCUCACCACCAUCAACCUUUAAUAGAUACCAAAAAAAUAAGCUACGGGCAUGUUACUGGAUGGGGAUUCACUGUCGAGUACAAAAAUCCCUCAACGGUUCUUAAAGAGUUACGAGUACCCAUAAUCAACACCAAGGAAUGUGUUAAGCAACUGGCGGAAGAUUAUCAAAGAUUUUUGACUCACGAUAAACUGUGUGCAGGCUUUUUAGACCAGGGUCAAUCUAUAUGCAAGGGAGACAGCGGAGGAGGGUUAGUGUCCAAAUAUGGAGACCGCUACUACAUCAUUGGGGUCGUGAGUCUAGCGCCUCAAGCGCCAACUGAAGAAGGUGGAUGCGACAGUCAGCAAUAUUCUUUGUUUACGAGCGUCUCCUACUACAUUGAGUCCUUUAUCAUUGGAAAAGAAGCAAAAUUUAAACCCGGGCCGCAGGGACAGAAUUUAGAUUGCGAAGAUGACCCGAACUGUAGAAAUUCCGCUUCGACGACUGUGGCACCUACCACAACGACAGAAAAACCCCAAAUACCUGUUAGUACCGACCGACCUGUUACUCCGGCUCCAAAUUUCUGUACAUUACCAGAACAUCCUCUAUUCGGCAAAUGGUCUCUGUUUGGAACUAGUUCUACUUUAAAACCCGGAAAUAAAGUGUCAUUAGGAACGGUGCUCCAAAUAUCUUGUGAAAAAGAUUAUACACUUAAAGGGGCCGAAAUUAUCCUCUGUGAAAAUGGCAAGUGGGCGGCAGAAAUCGGGCAGUGCUUAAGAUCAUGUCCACCGCUACGAAAUUCAGAUACUGUACAAAUUUCUUGCAGUCAUAACGACAAAGAAAUGAAAGACUGCUCUAAAGCUCCGGAUGGUACCAUAGCGAAACACCAAUGUGCUCCCUUCUACGAAGACAUACAACUGGCCAAAAAUCCAGUCCGGGUUUGUCGAAAUGGCUCAUGGGAUAUGAAAAAACCGGAAUGCGUUCCACUGUGCGGUCUCAAAUCUGUUACCCCUCAAACUCUAAUUGUCAAUGGUGAUACUGUGAAACAGGGUGAGUACCCGUGGCAGGUUGGUAUAUAUGGAGCCCGUAAGCAAUUCGUUUGUGGGGGAGCUCUAAUAAGUCAAAGGUUAAUUUUGACAGCUGCGCACUGCGUAACAAAUUGGAAAGCUCAGUUGCAACCAAUAACCGACUAUAGUAUAGCUGUCGGAAAAUUUUAUCGAGAAUAUUUCGACCCUCUUGACUUUAAAGCUCAAUUCUCGGGGUUGCAAGAUAUAUUUAUUCCUUUGGAAUAUGUAGGUACUAAGAACAAUUACUUAGCAGAUAUUGCUGUCUUAGUUACCGAGAAGCCUUUGGUUCUUAGUCAAAGGGUACAACCUGUAUGCGUAGACUGGGGUUCAAACUAUAUCAACGAAAGCACUUCACAGAACAUUUCAGCAUUUGUAAGUGGAUGGGGUUUUACCCUCCCCAAUUCUCAGCCCUCUGAUACUCUCCAAAACUUGCAAGUACCCAUUGUUACUAAUGAAGAGUGCGUUAAAGCACUGCCUGAAGAUUUUCGUUCCUAUGUUACUCCUGACACAUUCUGUGCCGGUUAUCUUAACCAAAACACUUCGGUUUGCUCUGGUGACGCAGGAGGACCUUUAGUGACCAAACACAAUGGCAGAUACUUCGUCACUGGCAUUAUCAGUACCCAUCCGUCUGCGCCGACAGGCGGUUGUGACACUAAUCAAUACACACUUUACAAAAAAGUGUCAGACUAUAACAGCUUCAUACUAGAAAAAGAAGCACGAAUUAGGGCAACUACUUCUCCAGAUUCGGACUGUCGCAAUAGUGAAGAUCCUAAAGCCUGUCAACCAACAACACCCAAACCUACCACAACGCCCUCUGUACAAAAAUUUUCGUGCCAGCUGCCUCAACACCCAGCUUUCGGCAAAUACGCACUAUACGGAUCCUCUUCGAAACUAAAGUUACCAGGAGAAACUGUGCCAGAAGGUACACUUUUGGAAAUCAGUUGCUUUAACACCUACAAACUAGACGGUGGUACUCUAUCCCUCUGUGAAAAUGGAAAAUGGUCAACAGAAAUUGGAAAAUGCUUGAAAACUUGUCCUGCUGUGAAAAACACUCCACAAGUGAAGGCCACUUGUAUCGUAGAUGGUAAAGAAUCAGAAAACUGCGACCAACCCACAGAUGGUACAAGCGUAAAGUAUGAGUGCGCUCCGUUCUACGAAGAUCUACAGUUGGCGCAAAAUCCGGUUCAUAUGUGCCAGAAUGGAAAGUGGAGUCACAAAUCACCGGAAUGUGUUCCAGUGUGUGGCCAAAAGCAUGUGACCGCCCAACCACUGAUAGUGAAUGGUGAGCCUACAAAGAAGGGGGAUUACCCUUGGCACGUAGCGAUUUAUAGAGGUGACGGAAAAGUGUUCACCUGUAGUGGAACACUGAUUAGUCAGAGGAUCAUUCUAACAGCUGCACAAUGUGUAACGGAAUUCAAUAGUACCCCACGUCCAAAAGCACAAUUCACUGUCGUUGCCGGCAAAUACUAUCGUAAUUUUAAUGACACUAGAGAAGAUGCUAAAGAUGUACAGAGUUCCACGCUUGAAGAUAUAAUUAUUCACCCGGAGUAUAAAGGUGUUUCGCGAAUGAAUAGUGGUAGUCUUGCUAUAUUAGUCACGAGUAAACCUUUUACUCUGUCACCAAGAGUUCAACCAAUCUGCGUUGACUGGGGUUUAAAAUACGACAAAGAAUUAACACAGGCGGAAAACUUAACUGCUUAUGUAACAGGGUGGGGUUUCACUGCAGAGGAUGACAAUCCUUCUGAUACACUGCAACAAUUACAAGUUCCUAUAGUCAGUAACGAAAAAUGUCAAAAAGAACUACCGGAACAAUUUUCGAAUUUCCUUACUUUCGAUAAAAUGUGUGCGGGGUAUAGGAAUGAAGGGAAAUCAGUGUGUAAAGGCGACAGUGGCGGACCAUUGAUGGUUAAAUUUAAUGGCAGGUUUUAUAUAACGGGAAUUGUCGAUGCUGGUCCCCCUGGUGCAAGCGGAGGAUGCGAUAGUCAACAAUAUGCUAUUUAUACAAAAGUUUCUAGAUAUACAGACAACUUCAUUCUGCAGUCAACGAAACAAUAUAACUGAAAUGUUUGCUAACUUAUCUUAAUAUAAGUAAAAUAUAAAUGCUCAUUAAUUUUAAA